Molecule: messenger RNA, 2484 nt
Organism: Schistocerca cancellata (South American locust)
Lineage: Eukaryota; Metazoa; Arthropoda; Insecta; Orthoptera; Acrididae
Product: zinc finger and SCAN domain-containing protein 21-like
Exons: 8
Coding region: 1072-2067 (331 amino acids)
Biological process (GO): regulation of transcription by RNA polymerase II
Cellular component (GO): transcription regulator complex; nucleus; PcG protein complex
Molecular function (GO): DNA-binding transcription factor activity, RNA polymerase II-specific; RNA polymerase II cis-regulatory region sequence-specific DNA binding
Source: RefSeq, a predicted model, not a curated record
GGUCGGCGCCGCAGCUCAGAAUGCGGUGGCCGGCUGGCGCGGUAGAGCUAUGCGUGCGUGCUAGAGCACAGAUCGCGUGCCGAAUUCUCUGUCGUCGCUACAGGUAGUACGCGAUCGUGUAAAAACAAUGAUGGCGCCGAGUGACGGAAGUAAAUCGUGUGUAAAGUGCCAAAAAACAGUUAAUAGCAAGGAAAUAGCUUUAGUGUGUGGAUUGUGGUGUAGAAAAUCAUUCCACAGUGAUUGUGUAGGCCUUAGUAACAGAGCGGCUCGUGCAGUGUCGUGUUCUAAAGAGCAAAUUAAGUUUCAUUGUGAAGCUUGCGAAAAUAGGUUAGGUAUCGAACUUGUCGGAGGAAAAGAAGCGCAUGAACCUAAAAGCGUAGAGAACAGUGUAAACAGUUGCUUACUGGAGCUUGUAGAAAAACUUCUCAAGUUAACAUAUGAAAUAUCACAUGAUAACUCGGCAAUAAAUACAAAGCUAGAUACAGUUCUCAGUUCAAAUGCAAGAUUGGAAGAGUAUUUAUUACAGUCGCUAAAGUGUUACGAAAAACGUAGUGGAGAAACCCCUGUCAACAGUGUAGUGUGUGAGGAUAGUGAUCCUAUUAGACGAAUAACUGAAAUUAAUGUGGUAAAAGACACAACCUCACAUAACCAAAGCGGAAAUAGUAAACAAAUGUGCUGUCCAUCAGAGCAUCAACAAACUGAUAACAGUUCGCUGCGUAUUGCAAGCGAUCUCCCCAGCCAUUUAACUGAUGGUCAACAGAAAAACGUUGCAGAAGCAUGCAGUUCAAAUUGUCUGCAAGAGUGGGAGGUGCCUGAUGACCACAGUGGUAUACAGGACACACGAAGCAUCUUUAAAGAGUGUCUGCAGGAGUGGGAGGUGCCUGGUGACCACAAUGGUACGCAGGAUCCACUUUGCAUUAAUAAAGAGGCAUGACAAUCGACAAGUUGUCUUCUCCGCACGAGUGGCCACCAACAAACUGUGGCCGAGAAACGAGUGGACCACCCUAUUGCUGAGUACGCUGCCCAACGUGACAUACUUCACUUCAGUGACUGCUUCACUGCCUGUGCCAUAUGGAUUGUGCUUACAAACACCAGCUUUCCUGGAUUGCGCAGAUAUGUCCACCUUCAGCAGACUUGGCUGUGUCUGGCACAUUCAAUAUUGAGAAAAUGGAGGACGAGGAAGACGAGAAACCAGUGAGCGAAGAUGUUGGGCAGGAAUGUUCAGCUUCAGAAGAUAUUGUCGGGCCUAGUACAUUCGUUGUUGAGAAAAUUGAGAAUGAGGAAGACAAGGAGCCAGUGGAGGAAGAGGACUUCAAGGAGCUCAAACAUGAAGUACAAGUACAGUUUACAAGUAAUGGCAGUGAAUCAGAAAGCACCAGCCCUGUUGGCAUCGAGGACGCCAAGAGUCUUGAUGGCAUCUGGAAUUUGGUUACCAACGUUUCACAGGCUGCAGGGAAUUUGGUUACCAACGUUUCACAGGCUGCAGGAACAGGCUACAAGAUGCAAUACACCACCAAAGAGAAAGUCUCCUGCGGGAAUAAAAGUGCUACAAGUUGUCUGGUGCAUUGUUGUGACAUUUGUAAAAAGAUGUUUGCAAAUUUGAGGGACCUGAAGGGUCACACAUGCAUGAUCAGAUGUGACUAUCAUUCGUGCUGUGUGUGUCGCAAGAAAUUCGCAAGGAAGAGUGAUCUGAAGAGGCAUUUCCUUGUGCACACUGGUGAACGCCCGUACAGCUGUGGCGUCUGCGGCAGGAGGUUCUCGGAACGCGGCACACUGAAGCGGCACGCGCUCUUGCACACUGGUGAACGGCCGUACAGCUGCGCCGUUUGCGGCAAGAGAUUCAUCCAACGUAAUCAACUGAAGCAACAUUUGCGGGUGCACACUGAUGUAGGUCCCCACAUCUGUGGUCUUUGCAACAAGACGUUCAAAUAUAAAAUAUCCCUGAAGCGGCAUGCGCAGUUGCACACAGGCGAACGCCCGUACAGGUGUGCUGCCUGCAGCAAGACAUUCACACAACUUAGUUAUCUGAAGCAGCAUUCGCUGUUGCACGCUUUCGGACGUGCUUAGAUUUGUGGUGUUUGCGAGAAGACACUCGUGGAAAACAAUCAUUUGAAGCAGCAUUUGUGGUUUCGCCCUGGUGAACGCCCUUGCAGCUGUGUUGUGCGUCGUAAUAAAUACAGGGUAUCAGCAACCUGGGGGGAAUACUGGACCCUGCACACUCGUACUGAACCGUACAAUUCCUGCAUAUGUCAAAAGAAAUUCUCAUCUAGUAGCACCCUGAGAAAACACUUAGUUCUUCAUGUGAUAGAACAUCAAUACCCUUGUGAUAUGCUUCUGUAAAUAUUGGCAACAAUGUACAGACUAGAAAAGCAUUUAUUUUCGUACACAGCGCAACUGAGAACUGCCUGAAAACACACUUUGUGAGAGCACAAUGACAGCAACUACAUUGUGCCAUAAGACGUUGGAGAGUAAAAAUGGAUUAAA